This is a messenger RNA of Frankliniella occidentalis (western flower thrips), 948 nucleotides long. RefSeq lists its product as uncharacterized. NCBI's taxonomy places the organism in Eukaryota, Metazoa, Arthropoda, Insecta, Thysanoptera, Thripidae. Bases 151 to 555 code for a protein of 134 amino acids. The record is from RefSeq and is a predicted model, not a curated record. The transcript has 2 exons.
AAAGCACCCAAUUUGCUAUAAGUGUAUGAUGGAUCUUAUUCAUUCUUCCACCAGCUUUCCAUUUUGUGUGGAGUACCAACGUUUUACGCAGUAUACUAAGUUUGACCUGCUUCAAUAUGUUAGUGGUAUUCCACACUCUUGGUUGACAAAAUGGAAGGCUGGGGCACUAUGAGAAUUGAGUCACAAACCGUGAGGGCAUUCUGUGUGUUUCCCUGUCCAUGGUGUGGGGCCAAAGUCUUUCCCCAGUUCUAUAUUGAGAAAUACAAAAUUACACUGUGCAAAAGAUGUCGCAAGUGCUACUGCAAGAAGUGCUUGCUCUACUAUGAAGGGGCAGAUACCCUAGACUAUCUUUUGUGUGAUGCAAUGAAAGUGCAGAAAUUGUACCAACUGAGCGAUACGGACUCCUUUCUAGAUGAGAUUGACAAGUACAGCAAUGAGUAUCUGCUUGAAAUCAAAGAUGCCUGGGAAUAUCAGAACCGUAAGGUGGAUGAUGAGCAGUGUUGCCUCAACUGCUUCAUAAGUUUUAAUGUAAGUUGUGGUGUUUGCUUAUUGUGAAUAAUUCGUGCCGUCAGGUGUACUGAUUUACUUUUCUUUUCAGAAACUUAUUGGAUGUGAUCACGUUACAUGUGAGUACUGUUCCACUUUUGUUACGUGUGUGGGGGCAAGCUCUCAACCAAGCGUCCUUACGCUCACUUUGACGCUGAUGGUAAUUGCACCAACCCCCACUAUUAUCUUUAACGUUUCUUUUUAUAUCAGUGUAUUUGGCUGCUUUGAUAUUCUGUAGGUUUUAAGCCUUGAUGACCUCACUGCAGGGUACACUUGUCUACCCAGGCUGUGCAGUGAGGUCUUAUAAUUCUGUAAGCCCAAAAUUUCUCAUUUUUUUUCAUCUUAAUUAUCUUAUGUUAUUUGAAACCUCAAAAUCAGCAACUGUUGAAUAGGUUGAACAGC